Molecule: messenger RNA, 2163 nt
Organism: Salarias fasciatus (jewelled blenny)
Lineage: Eukaryota; Metazoa; Chordata; Actinopteri; Blenniiformes; Blenniidae
Gene: slc3a2a
Product: solute carrier family 3 member 2a
Exons: 11
Coding region: 142-1683 (513 amino acids)
Biological process (GO): carbohydrate metabolic process; phenylalanine transport; L-leucine import across plasma membrane
Cellular component (GO): basolateral plasma membrane; apical plasma membrane
Molecular function (GO): L-alanine transmembrane transporter activity; L-leucine transmembrane transporter activity; aromatic amino acid transmembrane transporter activity
Source: RefSeq, a predicted model, not a curated record
GGCGGAGAUAAGUUGCCGACUACAAAUACAACACGCUCAAGCUCUUCGAGAGAUUACAUCCAAGGAUAAACGGCUUUAGGAGACAAAGAAAACGCAGGAGGACUAUACUUUUAUACAGCUGUGCAGAAAUCCGAUCCAACCAUGAGUAAGGACACCGAGAUCGACAUGAAAGAAGUGGAGCUCAACGAGCUGGACCCGGAGAAGCAGCCCAUGACCGGGGACGGCCAGGCUGCAGCCGGGGAGAAGAACGGCAGCGUCAAGCUGAAGGUCCCCGAGGACGAGGUCACGUUCACCGGCCUGUCCAAAGAGGAGCUGAUGAAGGUCGCCGGCACUCCAGGGUGGGUGCGAACACGAUGGGUGCUUCUCGUCCUGUUCUGGCUGGGCUGGGUCGGCAUGCUGGCCGGAGCCAUCGUGAUCAUCGUCCAGGCCCCACGCUGCAAACCCAUCCCGGAGAUGAACUGGUGGAACGAAGGACCCCUGUACCAAGUACCCGACGUCGAUGCCUUUUCCGGAGGAUUGAAAGAAUUUGCAGAGAAGUUGGACAGCCUGAACCAGUUGAAGGUGAAAGGUUUGGUUCUCGGCCCUCUUCAUACCGUGCAGGCCGACAAUGAGAACACUCUCAAUCUGCAAGCGAUCAACCCGGUCAAAGGGAAGGAAGAAGACCUGAAGGCUGUGGUGGAGAAGGCCCAGAGGAAAGGCAUUUCUGUGGUGCUUGACCUGACUCCAAACUACGAGGGCGCCAAACCCUGGUUCUCAUCCCGUCUCGAGGACACAAUGGAGAAAGUCAUGGUCGCAGCUGAGUACUGGCUAAAUUUGGGUGUGGACGGUAUCAAGAUAUCUGACCUGACUGUUCCCUCCGAGUCCUCGGACUGGUCCAGACUACGUGCUGCUGUUCAGGGAAACCGGACUGACGAUGCCAAGAAGAAGCUGCUGAUGGGAGCUGUUGAAGGUAUUUCUCCUUCGGAGGUGGCGGGGCUGGUGAACAAUACCGGUACAGAUUUGGUUCUGUCUGACCUGCUCAGCACCAAGACUAAAGGUGUGGAGCGUAUCCAGGCCCUGAACGCCCUCCACUCCCAGCAGAGAAGCAUCGGCUGGGCCGUCGGCGCCGCCCAGCACAGCAAUCUGGCCAACCUGGGCAACUCCUCCGCCCUGAUCCGUCUCCACCAGCUUCUGGUGUUCACGGCACCCGGAACCCCGGUCUUCACAUACGGCGAUGAAAUCGGCCUGCAGGCAGAACAGGGUUCAAAAUAUCCUACGAUGGUCUGGGACAUUGAAAAGGAGCCCGAUGAGAACUCCGUCAACACGGCCGCAGAGGCCGUCCGUAAGGAGCGCCUUGCCCUGAGGAAGUGGUUCAAAGCCCUCAGCGACCUGCGGGUCAAGGAGCGCUCGCUCCUGCACGGAGACUACUACCCCCUGCACUCCUCGCCCUCCUCGCUGGCGUUCCUGCGCUCGUGGGAUCAGAGCGAGAGGUUCAUCACGGCGGUCAACUGGGGCGAGCAGAGCGAGACGCUGGCGCUAAAGCUGGCGCCGACAGUCUCUGAAGAAGAAAUGCAGCUGCCGGCGACCGCACAAGUCAAGAUCUCCUCAGACGAAGACAUGGCGGAGGAGUCCAGCGUAGAGCUCAGCAAAGUCACGCUGAAACCCGGACAGGCCGUCCUCCUGCAGUUCCCCUACACCGGCUGAAGAUGGCGCCACACUGUAGUCAAGUGUUUAGAAAAUAAUGGGGGUUUACUACAGUUAAACAGAACUUUUUUCUUUUUUUUUAUUGUCAGGAUAAACUGGGUCGAAGAAAAUCUUCCACUGAAAUGUUAAAGCGCAGGCCAGUAACAGCGUGUUUGGAUUUUGAAUCAUUUUUAAAAGAUUUUGUUUGGGUUUUUUUUUUUUUUUUUUCUAAGGAAAAUUUGAGAAUUUUUCUUUCUUUUUUUUUAAAUGACAUUUUAUUGUUGACUCGGUUCAUUGUCAGCAUGUGAAAGACAUUCCACUCUUGCUUUUUGGGCAUUUUAUUUUCAAUUUGAUGAAUGUAUAAGUUUGGGUUUUAGGAGAUGUUUCAAGUUCUUUUAUGGCCUUUUUCGCCUCACUGAAAGAAACUGGUUUAAAAAAAAAAAGUGAGAUAACUUUGAUCAUGGCGAACUGAAGUGGAGAAGAAUAAAAGUUCUGUGACUA